AUGGCUCCUCCUCUCGAUGGAAGCCCUGACUCUGUCAAGGGUCGUACGGUCAAGCUACCCUUCAACUUGCUCUGGGAAUCGCUCGUCGAGAAGACUACCAAGCCCGACCGCUACUUACCUGUUCGCGACGUGACUUGUCGUGACAAUGAAGACGGGUCCAUCUACCGCGAGAUGAGACUUCCUGGUAAAGAUGGUUCACAGGGAAUUGUCAUGAAGGAGAAUAUCUACCACGAUGAACAGACCAAGACUGUCGAGUUUCGCAAUGUCGAUGACGCAAACUUCGUUGUCGUCAAUCGCUAUGUAGACCUCGGAGACGGUGCAGGCGGGUACAUUGAGUACUUUGUCAAGGAUAGCGAAGGCAAGAUGCUGGGCUGGAUGAAGGGUGGACGAGAUGGCGCUGGUGAGGCCAUCGAAAAACACUAUCGCUAUGCUGAAGAGAAGGAAGCCGCCAAAAAGGCUUGA
Protomyces lactucae-debilis is the source of this 462-nucleotide messenger RNA. RefSeq lists its product as uncharacterized. The transcript has a single exon. NCBI's taxonomy places the organism in Eukaryota, Fungi, Ascomycota, Taphrinomycetes, Taphrinales, Protomycetaceae. The record is from RefSeq and is a predicted model, not a curated record. Bases 1 to 462 code for a protein of 153 amino acids.